This is a messenger RNA of Trichoderma gamsii, 900 nucleotides long. RefSeq lists its product as hypothetical. The transcript has a single exon. The record is from RefSeq and is a predicted model, not a curated record. The coding region runs from base 1 to 900 and encodes 299 amino acids. Lineage: Eukaryota; Fungi; Ascomycota; Sordariomycetes; Hypocreales; Hypocreaceae.
AUGGACUCAGUAGCGCCACUUCCGCCUCCUCCCAACAUUAUUCAAGGCAGCCUCGCCUCCGGUGAAGGAAUCCUGUGUCUUGGUCUCCCCAGAAGCGGUACUUUAUCCAUUGUCACUGCACUUCGGCACCUGGGCUAUACGCAUGUCCAUCACGGUGCGGAACAGGUUUUCAACUCGACAAACUGGGCAGCCUCUAUACGUGCCUCGCGGGCUUGCUUUCCUGUGUGGCAUGGGGCUGAUAAAUAUGAAACUCCACCUUUUACUAAAGCCGACUGGGACGCAUUUUUGGGACAUUACCAAGUUGUCAGCGAUUUCGCUGGCUUCUAUGGAGAACAUAUAGCAAGAGUAUACCCAAGGGCCAAGGUCAUUCUUGUUCAGCGCCCAUUUGACUCUUGGUAUCCGUCUUUCGACGCGGCGAUUCUGCAGGCGCUUUUUCAACCAAUUCGUGCCUUUCUUUUCCAGCGAAUCAUUGCACCUAUUACAGGAAUAACUGCUUUCGCGGCGCACCCCUACAUGGUGUUUGGAAGCUUCAAAGCGCGCAAUGUACGGGAAGCAAGAAACAACGCUCGAGCGGUAUACGAAGAACACUACGCGACUGUGAGAAAGAUUGUCCCGCCGGAAAAUUUACUCGAAUUUAACAUUGAAGAUGGCUGGGCUCCUCUGUGCACGUUUCUUGGAAAAGAGGUUCCUGACAUUCCAUUUCCAUACGUAAAUGAUCGAAACGUUAUUUUGGAUAUGGUCAACACGCUGUGUUUCAGUCUUACUAUUAAAUCUCUAUGGAUUGUCAUAAAGCGUUUAUCACCAGUCUUAGGUGUGAUGGUUGGAUACUGGCUCGCACGUCAAGACAUGACAGCGCUUGGAAUGAUUCGCCGGAUUAAGGACAACUUACCCUAUCUUUAG